Molecule: messenger RNA, 1164 nt
Organism: Auanema sp. JU1783
Lineage: Eukaryota; Metazoa; Nematoda; Chromadorea; Rhabditida; Rhabditidae
Source: the annotation of a GenBank genome assembly
AUGGUUGCCCAUGCCGCAGACGGGGUCACCGUCCGACCAUUGAAGAACCAGGAUGAUGCAAAUCCUGAUGUUCUCAAGAGUCAGGACCGGCCAAAGUUGCCCUCUGUAGAUGACUUUCGUCGUGCUAUUCCCAAACAUUGCUUCGAAAGAAAUCUUGUUACAUCACUGAGAUACCUUUUCCAAGAUUAUGCGAUUCUUACUGCCCUCUAUUUGACUGUUUCAUAUUUCGAGUUUUAUGGAGGCAUUUUGGGUCUUUUUGCUUGGUAUUGUCUCAUGGGCGUCUUUGGAUUCUCCUUGUUCGUGGUUGGUCAUGAUUGUCUUCAUGGAUCCUUCUCUGAUUCUGAGCUCAUUAACGAUAUCUGUGGUCAUAUAGCUUUUGCACCCUUGAUGGCUCCCUAUUACCCAUGGCAGAAGAGUCAUAAAUUGCAUCACACUUUUACCAACCACAUUGAUAAGGACAUGGGGCAUCCCUGGAACCAAGAGAAACAUUUUAUCACUUGGCCAUUCUGGAUGAAGUAUUUCAAUGCUUUUCCUCUAUCUGGAUGGGUGAAAUGGUUCCCUGUUUACACUGUAUUCGGGUAUAGCGAUGGAUCUCAUUUCUGGCCUUACUCUAACUUAUUUAAAAACAAUCAGGAACGAAUCCAAUGUGUCCUCAGUGGCAGUCUCUGCGUUCUCUCUGCUUAUAUUGCUUACUUGAUUUGUGGAUCUAACGCUUUCACAUUCUUCAAGUAUUAUGUUGUCCCUCUUUCCUUCUAUGGUUUAAUGUUGGUCGUUGUCACUUACUUACAACAUACUGACGAGCAAGCCGAGAUUUAUGAACACGAUGAAUGGUCUUUCGUACGUGGGCAAACUCAGACUAUUGAUCGCACAUAUGGAUUUGGUUUAGACAACGCUAUGCAUAACAUUACUGAUGCUCACGUUGUUCACCACUUCUUCAACAGAAUUCCUCAUUACCAUCUAGUUGAAGCAACCGAUGGGAUCAAAAAAGUUUUAGAGCCUUAUGAGGGCACUCCAUACGCUUACAAGUCAGAAAUCAAUUACGAUUUCUUCGCUCGCUUCCUGUGGUAUAACAUCAAGCUGGAUUAUCUAGUAUACAAAUGCAAGGGUAUCCUCCAGUAUAAAGCAGGCCGUGAUGCUAGCCUCCUGAAAUCCAAAUCAACUUAG